Molecule: messenger RNA, 4239 nt
Organism: Sabethes cyaneus
Lineage: Eukaryota; Metazoa; Arthropoda; Insecta; Diptera; Culicidae
Gene: pds5
Product: sister chromatid cohesion protein PDS5 homolog B
Exons: 9
Coding region: 210-3794 (1194 amino acids)
Biological process (GO): DNA repair; mitotic sister chromatid cohesion
Cellular component (GO): nucleus; chromatin
Source: RefSeq, a predicted model, not a curated record
AAAAGUUUCGCGUACGGGAAAAUUGGCGUGCUAAAAAGUGUGGAUAAAGUGUAUUUUUCAUUCUAAAAGUAACAUUAAUUUCUAGUGCAAAAAGUGCUAAAUCGAAUGCUGUACGCAGAAUCUGCUGUCCGUCGUGGAAUUGAUUGGUGUGUCCAGGCAGCAGAGUGAGCAAGUUUUCGCAGGCUAAACGGGAAGAGUAGGCAACCAAAAUGAGUGACAUAGUCUACCCGCCGGGCUGUCGGCCUAUAAACGAAGAUCUCGGGCCGGACGAAUUGAUCCGGCGGCUAAAGACGUUGACGCAUACGUUACAGGCCAUGGGCCAGGACGAGGGCAUGUACACGCAGUACAUUCCGCUGGCGGUCCACCUGGCGGACGACUAUUUCCUGCAGCAUCCGUCGAAGGAUGUGCAACUGCUGAUCGCCUGCUGCAUUGCCGACGUGCUGCGUGUGUACGCUCCGGAGGCUCCCUACAAGGACCAGGAGCAGAUCAAAGGCAUCUUUUUGUUCCUCAUCAAGCAACUGAACGGACUGAAGGAUCCCAAGGAUCCGGCUUUCAAGCGCUACUUCUAUCUGUUGGAAAAUUUAGCCUACGUUAAAUCCUUCAAUAUGUGUUUCGAACUUGAAGACUGCCAGGAGAUUUUUUGCACUCUCUUCAGCUUGAUGUUUAAGAUUGUUAAUGACGAACACAGUAGCAAGGUGAAGUCUUUUAUGCUGGACGUAUUAUGUCCACUGAUAACGGAGUCGGACUCUGUUUCGUAUGACUUACUGGAUUUGGUAUUUAUUAAUAUCGUGGAACCACUGCGAUCGCAGAAGAAAAAUGCUUAUCAUUUGGCCAAAGACUUGAUAGUGAAAACGAGCGACACUCUAGAAUCUUACACGCAGGCUUUCUUCAAUCAGAUACUGAUUUUGGACAAAUACGAAAAGCAGUACCAGAUUAUGCCGAAAAUCUACGACGUCAUCUACGAGCUGAACGUGAUCAGUCCAAGCAUCCUGCUUUCGGUACUGCCUCAACUGGAAUGUAAGCUUAAAUCGGCACAGGAAAGCGAACGACUGAAAGCGGUCUCGUUGCUGGCGCGUAUGUUCUCCGAGAAGGACUCCAACAUGGCCAAGCAGUACGGUCCUCUGUGGCGUCAUUUCUUGGGCCGAUUCUACGACAUAGCCGUUCCUAUUCGUAUUAAAUGUGUUCAAAGCACAAUGCACUUUCUGCUCAAUCAUCCGCCGCUAAGAAAGGAUAUCAUUGAUAUUUUAAAGGUACGUCAGCACGACUCGGACGAAACGGUUCGCUACGAAGUUGUAAUGGCAAUUGUGGAGACCGCCAAGCGGGACUUUCAGAUUGUGUCCGAAUCGGAAGAUUUGCUCGAGUUUGUGAAGGAACGCACGCUGGACAAGAAGUACAAGAUUCGCAAGGAAGCGAUGAACGGUCUAGCGAUGAUCUACAAAAAGUAUCUCAGCGAUAGCAACGUUCCGGAAGCAACCAAGAAAGCCGUCAACUGGAUUAAGGACAAAAUUUUACAUGGCUACUAUAUGACCGGGAUCGAGGAUAGACUGCUGGUGGAGCGUCUGCUAAUCACCUGUCUAGUUCCGUAUCAGCUACCCGCAGAGGACCGAAUGAAGAAACUGUAUCAACUGCUGGGAACAAUAGACGAGAAUGCUACGAAGGCUUUUAUCGAGCUGCAAAAGAAUCAGCUGAAAGUGAGACGGAGCGUAGCCGAGUGGAUCAAGCUGCACCGAAUUAAGGAGAUUACACCGAGCAUUCAGAAGGACAUGAACGCCAAAUGUACUAAUAUAGCCAAACAACUUCCUGAUCCGGUUAAAGCACAGGAGUUUCUUCUCAAAUUUAGCGCACAGAUGCGCAAGGACGCAAAGUUGAUCAAUGAAAUGGAGACCAUUUUAAAGCGUGACGUAACUUGCAGGGAAUGUGCCGAUACAAUGGCAAUUGUUUUGAAAAAACUGGGUCCUCCAAUCACUACGAACACGUACUACAAUACGGUUAAGAUGCUGCUGGAGCGAAUCGCUUCCGUCAUGGUAGACAAACAAUCGAUCGGUAUACUGAUCGAAUUGAUACAGGAAUGUAUGAACGGUUCGGAGGUGAUAGAUGAGGUCAGUCUACCAUCGGAAUCGGCAGGUGAACGGGGCUUGAAGUUGCUCACCGUGUUGGCGUACGUAUUUUCCGCCCACUUUCAGCACGACGAGAUUCUACGACACAUGAUUGGUUUGCUGAAUUUCGACGAAGAAUACGUAGCCCCGUACGUACUGAAGGCCUUCACCUAUUUGGGUCGUUAUAAACCACUGGUUGAGUCUCACAUAGAAAUCGCAAAAGAGCUUGCUCCGAUUUGCAAAGAGUUCGCGGUGGCCGGUACGCCGAAGCAGGCUAAACAUGCCAUCAGAUGCAUGUACGUGAACAGCCAAAUCAACGACCCCAACGUCGAUCCCAGCAUAGACAUUUUCCCGGAAAUUGUAGAAUCCUUCAAACUCACCCUCAAUCCAGAGAACGAACACUAUCGGACCGCCAUCGUCAGUCUCGGCCACAUUGCGUACAACCUGCCGGAAAAAUUCCACGUACAAAUCAAAAACAUAAUCUCUCGCAAGAUAGUCAAGGAGCUGCUGGUAAAGGAAACCACCGAAGGUCGAACCGACGUACCGACCGCGGACUGGUGCGACGAGGACGAACUGCCGGAGGAAACUCGCUGCAAGGUCGAGGGCCUAAAGACGAUGGCCCGCUGGCUGCUGGGGCUGAAGAAGGACGUCCUGUCGGCACAGAAAACGUUCCGCAUGCUGAAUGCGUUCAUCAGCAAGAAGGGAGAUUUGCUGGAACAGGGAACCCUUUCCUCGGCGGAGAAAUCCUGGCUGCGGCUGUCGGCCGGCAAGGCAAUGCUCAAGAUAUGCGAACAGAAAGGCGUCGGCGAUCAGUUCAUCGUCGAGCAGUUCUACAACCUGUCGCAGCUGAUGUGCGAUCCGGUGAUAGAAGUUCGUGACACUUUCGUAAAGAAACUCCACAAGGGCCUGAACAAGGGAAUUCCUCACAAGUGUCUUCCACUGGACUUCAUGGGUUACUACGUACUGUGCGGGCGGGAAACUGACAGAAGAUUACAACAGCAAGUCAAGUCGAACAUAGAAACCGAUGUUAAUCGGCGACGGGAAUAUGUGAAAACAUUUGCCACCGUGGAACGUGCAAUGAGCCAACUGCCGCACAUUCUGCCCGACUACAUGUUGGUCUUCGCCGUACCAGUAUUGACACAUGACCCUCGAUUCACUCGACACACCGAUCCGGUCCAGCUGCGACAGAUCGAACGCUGCCUGUGGUUGAUUCUCGAGCCGCUGGUCACCAACAAGGAAUUCUUUUGCUAUGGCUUCUACAAAAAUCUGAUCGAGCGAAUGAAGAACCACAAAGACGCCCUGAAGCCCGACGACGAGGACAUAAAUUGUAAAUUGUGGGCCAUUUGCGACAUUGCACUGGGGCUGAUCCUCACCAAGGUGACCACUUUCGACGCGCGGGAAUUCCCGGUGGACGCUCGAAUUCCCUCGAUGUACUUCCAGGCACAGUCGGAAAACUUUCACAAUGCUCGGAUGUACAUUCCGGAGGACAUGUACAACCUGACCGGCUCGUGUUCGACGAGUUCGAAAAAGAAUUUGCUGGCGCUAAACGAUCGGAAGAAGGCGGCUUCCAGCUCGAAAUCAGCUCAACACCACGACGGCAACGGUGAAGGUAACGAUAACACUGGAAAUGAAUCCGCCGCAGAGGAUGACGAGCCACCGGCGAAAAAGAUGCACAGUAGUAGUAACGAGGACGACUAAUUGUAGUGCAGAUUAGCCCGCUAGCCCGAGGCAUAGGGUUAAGAAUUUUUUUUAGCUGUUAGUGACUUAUAUGUAUAUCUUAUAGUAAUUAAGAAGAAAGUUGAUCUUUUUCUAAAAAAGUAAUUGAAAAUAGUGGAUAGUUUUAUCUUUUUCGCAUUACGCAAAGUUUAAAUCUUCAUGAGAGCGAUUGGGAAACAAAAAGAUUACACUUCCUACGAUGUUAAGUUAUUAUUUAUGCACUAACGCCGAUGCGCGACCAGUCUGCCGGUGCCGUGCAACUUAUCGAACUGGCGCAGUUCAGUUAGGAAUAUGAUUUAUUGUGCACACCGUUUAGGUUUAUGCUGAACAUAACAUUCAUCGAAUUUCUUUUCCUGAUUGUCACGAACGUGAAGUUCAUGGAACGUGAUAAGGAUGUGACUAUUACUAGGCGAACCACGAUUCAAAU